ACCAAGACCAAACCUUCCUAACCUUCAACGUACCUUUAACAGUUUAAGUCGCUGCUUUGCGAGACAGAAUGAUAAUUUUUUCUGCGAAAAGUUUUUAUUUUGUGAUAAAAUGUGCCAAAUAAGCAUAAAUUCACUUAUAUUUGAAGUGAUAGAUAUAUUCUAAAUUAAUAAUAUUAUUGUCCGAGAAUGUUGUCAGAAGUUGAUGUAUUUAUUAGUAAUUAUACCCUGGUCGACCCUGAAAUCUAUCAACUUUGGGUUGAUGGCCAUUCCUCUAGUGAGGCUGUCAACAUUCUGCACCAACGAGGAAUAUGUCAGCAGACUAAUGCAUCACUCGAAUUGGUUGCUUCCGAUAUAUUUGAUCAUUAUCGUACUUAUGCUCUUCUUGAGAAAUUACUUCAUAGUCCUACAAAGCUUGCUAGUGAGCAGCUAGCCUUUCAAAUAGAACCACAAACUAGUCAAAUGCUCAUAGAAAUGUAUUAUGAAUUUGAUGAUGUAGUUAUACGUGAAUUACUGGGCAAGAAGAUAACAUCCAAAAGCAGAAAAGACAUGGACGAAGUGGCUGAGAAGACAGGAAUCACAUUGAAGAGUUGUAGAAGACAAUAUGACAAUGUAAAAAGAGUGUUCAAAAUUGUUGAAGACUUACCAGGCUCUCUCACAGCUAAUAUCAAACAACACUUUUUACUUUCUGAAGAUCUUGCUAAACGAUAUGCAGCAGUAGUAUUUCUGGCAUGUCUGCGAUUUGAGAUGAAUAAGAGAAAAUUGCAAUUCCUCACGUUUCCUGACUUAUAUCAUUGUGCAAACAGUAUGAUGGCAUCGUGGACAUAUCGCUGCGUCGGAUCUGAAUAUUUUGAUACUGAUUUGGACAGAGAAUUUCUGCAGGAAUUAUCGGAAUGCAGAAUUCUUUUAGAAAACGAUAAACAUCACAAACAUUUAGUGUGUUUAAAGCUCAAACCAAUGCUUCUCGAUCGAUCUUAUCAAGAACUGGAUGUAAACUUCCGUUCCUAUUCAAGAGCAAUACUAGGAAUUGGAAGUAACUUGCACAGGUCACGAGAAUUGAGAUUUUUUUUUUUGGAAUUGGUAGAAAGAUGUAUCGAGCCUUGGCGACAAGUUAAUUGGACCCAUUCUGAUCUACGGAAUUUCUUAUCCGUUUACACACAAUGUGCUCUUGAUAUGGAUGUACUUCGAGAAGGAGAAUUGAGAGAUGCAUUCGAACGUUAUAUGGCUGUAGUGACGUGUUGUCUAUUACGUAUGUAUCAUACAUAAGUACUACUUAUAAAAAGAAGUUAAUAUAUGUUCUGUUUUUUUUGGAGAAAAUAUUGUACAAAAGAAUAUAUUGAAUAA
Molecule: messenger RNA, 1341 nt
Organism: Pseudomyrmex gracilis
Lineage: Eukaryota; Metazoa; Arthropoda; Insecta; Hymenoptera; Formicidae
Gene: Fibp
Product: acidic fibroblast growth factor intracellular-binding protein
Exons: 6
Coding region: 187-1263 (358 amino acids)
Cellular component (GO): nucleus
Source: RefSeq, a predicted model, not a curated record